GCCCCAAAAUUAUUCUGCUAAACAUUCUUCUUUAAAAGCUACAGUCUUCUCUCUUAUUUUAAACAUUUCUUGUCAGUCUUUGGUUUUAAAAUCCGCUUACAGUCUUACUAACAGCACAAAGUAAGGCAAUCAGUUCAUGUAUUAAUGGUACUCACACGUCAUCUUAAGAUCACAGAAAACCUGAGCUGGUUUGACUUCGCUAUAUCAUGAAUGAACUGAAUGUUACUUAUGAUUAUGUUCCUGUUUAUGAAGACGAGAUCUGCAAUAAAGAACAUGUCCUGAAGGUCGGAUCCAUUCUCAUACCCAUCUUUUUCAUACUAGUGGUCGUGCUGAGUUGUAUUGGUAACGUUCUGGUUCUCAUCGUCCUGGUGUUUUACGAGAGCCUCAGAUCCCUCACCAACAUCCUCAUUCUUAAUUUAGCUGUGUCAGAUCUGCUAUUCACUUUUGGACUUCCAUUCUGGGCCUCUUACUACAUCUGGGGUUGGACGUUUGGAGACGUCGGCUGCAAAGCGGUGAAGUUUGUGUUCUACGCGGGAUUUUAUAGCAGCGUGUUGUUCUUAACACUAAUGACCAUUCAACGCUACAUGGCAGUGGUUCAUCCUCUCUCGGACUGGGAGAGAUGCAGAGGAUUUUCAAUCGCUCCCAUCUUCAUCAUCUGGAUUCUGAGUGCAGGAGCGGCACUGCUAGGAACACUUCGAAGUAAAGUUAUAGAGGAAACACCUCAAAAUAUUUACUGUGAAUACGACAGUGUUCCAAUAAAACUUGCCAUCAAUUAUCUUCAAAAUGCUUUUUUCUUCAUAACAUUUCUCAUCAUGGGCUUUUGCUAUACUAGAAUGCUUCAAAUCAUUACCAAAGCACGAACAAAUAAGAGACACAAGACCGUUAGACUUAUACUUUGCAUUUCAUUGGUGUUUUUUAUUGGUUGGGCUCCAUACAACAUUGUCAUGUUCCUCAGAUCAUUGACAGAUCUUGGUUUCUCCCAGUUCACAAUAUGUGAAGUCAGCAUUAAGCUUGAGUAUGCAUUUUUUGCUUGUAGACUGUUAGCUUUCUCACACUGUUGUCUGAACCCUGUGUUCUACGUGUUUGUCGGUGUGAAGUUCAGGAAUCAUUUAAAGAAUAUUCUGCAGAGAAUUUUUCAACAAAAAAAAAACUUGGUUUUCGGUCCAAGCAAAUCAGCAAAAAAUCAUUCUCUGGGUUCAAUGUACUAACACAAAACUCAAGUACUAUCACAGAAUGUGAUGGAUCAACUGCCAGUUGUAGAAUAUAAUGUACAGAAUAGAACGUUUUUUUGAUCAAGCAUAACAAAUGAAAGUAUCAACACAAAUAAGAAAAACACAUCCAAUUUUUAAAAAGUGUUGUGAGUUUGUUCAUCAUAUGUUAUUUCUGUAUACAUGAUGGACAUCUCCAGUGUUUAUUUAUAUUUGCAUGUUUGUUGAAUCAUCAGCGUGAAUUACCCAUAAUGAAGCAUUUCUCAAAAUAUCUUCUUUUGUGUUCUAAAGAAGAAAGUCAUACAUGUUUGGAAUGAGUGAAAGGGUGAGCUGAGUAAAUGAUGACAGAUUUUUUAUUUUUAAGAUCUUUAAACAAUAAAAGCUGAACUUACAAACCUAUCUGCUUCUUAAAUGAAAAGAUGAAGACACUGAG
This is a messenger RNA of Triplophysa dalaica, 1641 nucleotides long. It is a transcript of the gene xcr1a.1, whose product is annotated as chemokine (C motif) receptor 1a, duplicate 1. Bases 207 to 1208 code for a protein of 333 amino acids. Lineage: Eukaryota; Metazoa; Chordata; Actinopteri; Cypriniformes; Nemacheilidae. Gene Ontology annotation, biological process: immune response; chemotaxis; G protein-coupled receptor signaling pathway. The record is from RefSeq and is a predicted model, not a curated record. Gene Ontology annotation, cellular component: membrane. The transcript has 2 exons. Gene Ontology annotation, molecular function: chemokine receptor activity.